GUUUUGAAUUAGUUUUUGCAUUCAAUACUAGUCUAACACAUUGUUUGCUAAUUAACCGCUUAUUUGAAUACUAAUUAUGAGCCAUUGAUUGCAUUUAAGCCACAGCUUUGAUAAGUGCUGAAAAAGUUUGCUUUAUAUACCAGUGAUCGCUAUAAGUGCCGAUAAGUUGCCAAAACUUAGGACUAACAGUGAAUUUCAGUGAAAUAUAUGCAUUCAAUGAAUGACAGAUGAAGUAAAACUCAAAGUGAAGACAAUUGCGAGAAAUGUCACAAAAGAUGACAACCGAUGGCUUCAAUGGUAACGACGGUGAAGACAAAUCACAUUUAUAUCAUAUUAAGCAAUCGACAUAUCACGUGAAUUAUGCGCCGGUGCGACAGAUAAGGACCAGUUAUCGGGGCAAUGAUGAGAGAACGCCACUGAUUAAUGGCAAUUGUUUGCCAUCCAAUCCCCACAUGCCUUCCUAUAACACACUCAACAAUUCAAACAGCGAUUCAGUCAAAUCGGACUCCAUUUACGAGAUGGACAUCGAAGAGCGCCCUAAGAGUGGCUCUAAGCUCCAGUUCAUGAAGACCAUCCUUCUGGCAUCACUCAUCAUAUAUACCCUGAUAAGUUUCAUAUUCAUACGCGAGAAACACGAGGCCUGGAAUAAUGUGGCCGUUCAGCAAAACACACCCGUCCUCGUGGACCUGUCCGAGAGUCUGGACCUCAUGUUUCCCGUGUGGAAGCUGAAGGCGAAGGGAACGUUUGUGUCCAACGAAUACGCAAACCUAACCGACUAUGAGGUCCGCUUCUCAAUCAUCCGGAUCACCGAAGAAAACAAGAAGUCGGUGAUGAAGGGGCCGUGGAUUGCGCCCAUCGCUCCUAACUUUUUGUCUCUAGAGGUGGGCAGUCAUGAAGUGGAGCACACGUUUGUGGUCAACAAAGAGGAUCAUUAUGACGAUGACGAUCACUAUCAGCUCAAGAUCGAGACUAAUCUCGAAGAGUCGGUCGGAAUAUCUAUCAAUAUUUCUGGCUUUUCUGAGCUAUCAUUGGAUGGGAUACUGUUGGCCGCAGCGGUGCUUAUCUUUCUGUAUGUCUUAAUCAUCUUCGAAGUGGUGAACCGAACGCUGGCCGCUAUGAUCGGCGCCACGGCUGCCAUCACUUGUCUCACACUUAUUAGAGAUCGUCCGUCACUGGAGAAGGUGGUGUCGUGGCUGGACGUGGAGACCCUGUGCCUACUGUUCGGAAUGAUGGUUCUCGUGGCCAUCCUUUGCGAGACCGGAUUUUUUGAUUAUAUCUCUGUUUUGGCGUUUCGGUUGGCAAAGGGAAAGUUAUGGCCACUUAUCCUAACCUUAUGUGCAUUUACUGGCAUCUUAUCGGCAUUUUUAGACAAUGUGACCACUAUAUUACUCAUGACCCCGGUCACUAUAAGACUCUGCGAAAUCAAAAAUAUGGACCCAAAGCACGUACUCAUAGCUUUGGUUAUAUUUUCCAACAUUGGAGGCGCGGCCACACCGGUGGGCGACCCCCCGAAUGUCAUAAUCAUAUCCAGCACUAAAAUACAGCAACAGGGCAUUGACUUCGGGCGCUUCACGUAUCAUAUGUUACCCGGAAUUAUCUUCUGUUUCUUGGCCGCCAUGCUUAUGAUACGAUUGCUAUACCGGGACCUCUCGAACCUCAAGUUCCAGGAGCCCCCGGAACUCGUCGGCAAAAAGCGGUUAAUGGAGUACUUGAAGGUUGAAGUCGAGAAUUUAGACUCCAUUGAGAUUGAACAGAGGAGAAGGGAGGAAAAGGUGACACUACCCUCCCCGCCCUCACAGGACAACGAGGGCUUCACCUACGACUCGACCCAAAUGCAAAAUCUCGAUUCAGGAAACCUAUGUUUUCAGUCAUCUAAUGAGCUGAAGCGAGAGAUUGACGUUUGGAAGAAAGCCUGUAAUUCUAUAUCCGGUUAUUCAAGGGAUGAGAACUCUGUUCGCGGGGUUCUUAAGCGCAAAGUCAUGGCACUCGAGAAUCUGCUCCACAAACACCUCUACGACACCAAACCCUCCGAAGACGACUAUUUGGCUAUUCUCGAAGAUCUUCAGAAUAAAUAUAAAAUCCGAAACACGCCUCUACUGAUUAAGUCCGGAAUAGUGAUGGCAUUAGUCAUAAGCCUAUUCUUUAUGCAAAGUAUUCCGAAUUUGGAUCUCAGUCUCGGAUGGAUUGCAAUAUUGGGCGCUAUAUUGCUGUUAAUUUUGGCCGAUUUCGAUGAACUCGAAAGUGUUAUAUCGCGGGUCGAGUGGUCGACACUCAUCUUCUUCGCGGCUCUGUUUGUGGUGAUGGAGGCGUUGGCGGAGUUGAAGUUUUUGUGGUGGAUCGGGAAGUUGACUCAGGAUCUGAUCAAUUCGGUGCACGAAGACAAUCGCCUGAUUGUCGCUAUACUAGUAUUCCUAUGGGUGUCGGCGCUGGCCUCGAGUUUUAUCGAUAACAUUCCCUUCACGACAGUUAUGGUGAAAAUAAUCGAGGAUUUGGCCGAUAAUAACGAAUUUCACGUCCCGUUAACACCACUCAUAUAUGCGCUCGCAUUCGGUGCCUGUUUAGGGGGGAACGGUACGCUAAUAGGCGCGUCAGCUAACGUGGUCUGUGCGGGUGUCGCCGAACAACACGGCUAUCGAUUCACUUUUAUGGACUUUUUUAAAAUUGGUUUCCCAAUCAUGCUUUUGACCACAAGUAUUGCCACCAUUUACUUAAUCGUGUGUCACGUCGUCCUCGACUGGAAUUACUAAAUAAUAUCUAAAUCUAAAGAGUUUUAAUUGAGUUCAUGUUUUAUAUAAGAUUUUUUAAUUAUAAG
Oppiella nova is the source of this 2812-nucleotide messenger RNA. The record is from the annotation of a GenBank genome assembly. NCBI's taxonomy places the organism in Eukaryota, Metazoa, Arthropoda, Arachnida, Sarcoptiformes, Oppiidae.